Messenger RNA from Paramecium tetraurelia, 1248 nucleotides. RefSeq lists its product as uncharacterized. Lineage: Eukaryota; Ciliophora; Oligohymenophorea; Peniculida; Parameciidae. Gene Ontology annotation, molecular function: protein binding. The record is from RefSeq and is a predicted model, not a curated record. The transcript is spliced from 4 exons.
AUGCAAUCAACUCAAACCUUUGAGGGCCGAAAUGUAACGCGAACAUACACAGGGAAUAAAGCUCUUAGAAAACUCAAAGAAAAUAGGAAUAAUACUGCAAAAUUCAUUUCAAAAGGCUCUCCAUCUAAAGAUUUACUUUUUUAGUCCUAAAACAAAUUUAGAGUUGGCCCUCCUCCACAACCAUUACUGAGGGCACAGUAAUUUUCUGCGUUUGGACCCAGCAGAUCGACUAAAUCCAUUCUAGCAAGAAAUAACUUCUUAAAUGGAUAACCAUCACUCACAAAUGUCAAACCAUUUUUAGACUUCAAUUAAUUUAUGAGGGGAUUAUCCUCCAAUAACGUGAAACCCAAAUCGCCUGAACCACAAUAAGUGAAAACUAUUAAAUCCAAAUUUUGCAGAUGUAAGGAAGUGAAAGAUUUAAUCAGAAAGGAUGAAAAUGACAAUAUUAGUAUUAAUAACGACAUGAGUCCCAAACAACAGAUGCUUUUUAACACCUCUCUUAGCAAGCCAUCCUCUCCUACCAUGAAAGGGUACCUUAACUCCAAAAAAGACAUUUAUAAGCAAUGUAUGAUAUUUAUAGUGAUUAAAGUGAAAAAUGAUAUUGAUGUCAAAAAGGAAAUUUACUCUUAUGCUCUCAAAAAGAUGUUAAAAGAGGGCGACGAAGAAGAACUCAUGGAUUUUGAUCAUCGAUACUUAAGAAGUGUGAGAUAGAGGAAAUUAAGAAACAUUGUCCACUUUCUCUUAGGAAGAUCGAAAGAACAGUAAGUCUCGCUCCAAGAUUUGAUAGAUAACAAGAUGACCCAAUAUAAACCAUUUCAACAAUAGGGAUCAUAUUCGUUUCUAUAUUAUGUGAAGAAAGGAUUACUUGAAAAAGUAGAAACACUACUCCAAUAGAAUAAUCUUUACGCCUUUGACUUUGAUGAGAAGCAAAUGACCGGUCUUCACAUUGCCACCUAAAAGAAUAACUUGAACAUGAUCAAAUUACUUAUAACAUACAAUUCGAAUCCACUCUCCAAAGACCUAUCAGGAUUAACGCCGUUACAUUAUGCAAUCAAACAUCUUAAUAUAGUAAGUGUAUAACUUUUCUUAUCAAUCAAAGUUCCAACAGAUUGCCAAUACCCAGAUUAUUGUAAAUUAACAGAUGAUAGAUCAAUCUUGAAAUUAAUUCGAACUGCCAAAAUAAACGAUCUCAUUAGAAGAACGUCAAAACAUAAAUACUUACAACAAUACCUAUAAUCAAUUAUGUGA